This is a messenger RNA of Elgaria multicarinata webbii, 1313 nucleotides long. RefSeq names its product DNA polymerase beta (gene POLB). The record is from RefSeq and is a predicted model, not a curated record. Lineage: Eukaryota; Metazoa; Chordata; Lepidosauria; Squamata; Anguidae. Gene Ontology annotation, molecular function: DNA binding; DNA-directed DNA polymerase activity. Gene Ontology annotation, biological process: base-excision repair; double-strand break repair via nonhomologous end joining. The coding region runs from base 52 to 1059 and encodes 335 amino acids. The transcript has 14 exons.
GGAAGCGGGGCGGCCGGAAGCUGCCGGAGCCUGGGCUUGGGUUGGGGGGCCAUGAGCAAGCGCAAGGCGCCUCAGGAGAACCCCAACGGGGGCAUCACCGACUUCCUGACCGAACUGGCCAACUAUGAGAGGAAUGUAAACAGAGCUAUCCACAAGUACAAUGCCUACAGGAAAGCAGCAUCUGUAAUAUCCAAGUAUCCAAGCAAGAUAAAAAGUGGGGCUGAAGCAAAGAAGCUGGAUGGCGUAGGAGCUAAAAUUGCUGAAAAGAUUGAUGAGUUUUUAUCUACUGGGAAAUUACGUAAACUGGAAAAGAUUCGACAGGAUGAUACAAGUUCUUCUAUCAAUUUCCUGACCAGAGUUAGUGGCAUAGGUCCUGCUGCUGCCAGGAAACUUGUAGAUGAAGGAAUUAAAACGCUGGAAGAUCUAAGGAAAAAUGAGCACAAAUUGAACCAUCAUCAGCGAAUUGGGUUAAAGUACUUUGAAGACUUUGAGAAAAGAAUUCCUAGGAAAGAGAUGUUGGAGAUGCAGGAAAUCAUAAUGAACGAGGUAAAGGAAGUGGACCCCAAAUACAUUGCUACUGUGUGUGGCAGUUUCCGCCGAGGUGCAGAAUCAAGUGGAGAUAUGGAUAUUCUCUUGACCCAUCCAGAUUUCACUUCGGAAUCCACUAAACAGCCAAAGCUUUUGCAUCAAGUUGUGGAGCAACUGGAAAAGGCCCACUUUGUUACGGAUACGCUGUCGAAGGGAGACACCAAAUUCAUGGGAGUGUGCCGGCUCCCAAGCAAAGACGAGGGAACUGAGUACCCGUACAGGAGAAUUGAUAUCAGGUUGAUUCCCAAGGAUCAGUAUUACUGCGGAGUUCUGUACUUCACUGGAAGUGACAUAUUCAAUAAGAACAUGCGAGCCCACGCCUUGGAAAUGGGUUUCACCCUGAAUGAGUACACAGUCCGGCCCGUGGGCAUCACCGGCGUCGCUGGGGAACCCCUCCCUGUAGACAGUGAGAAGGACAUCUUUGACUACAUCCAGUGGAAGUACCGAGAGCCAAAGGAGCGGAGUGAAUAACUGCUCUCCUGAGCCCAGAUGUGCUGAAAGCCCUUCGCUUGAGUUGAGGAGUUGGCAGCCUAGCGCGGGACCAUAAUUUAUUGCUUAUGCCCAGUGUGUGACGGGGGGAGGGGGCAGGGGGGUGCGUGGGGCUGUUUUUAAACACCUUUGGAGCUUCAGACUAGAGCGUGUGCGGUAACAAUUAAAACACCAGCUGUUGUGUGUAAAUGUCUGUCUUUAAAAUAAAACUACUCUCCUUCCCCUUUGCAGUAUAA